AUGCUAUCCUCUAUCCUGUUUUGGGGACUUGUUGCUCUCAUUGGCACUUCUAGGGGCUCAUACCCUUUCACUCAGUCAAUGAGCCCUCACUUGCAUCCCCGCCUGUACCACGGCUGCUACGGUGAUAUCAUGACCAUGGAGACCUCUGGUGCUUCUUGUGAUAUAACCAGGUUGAUUAACUGUGGGAUCCGUGGUUCUGAAAUGUUUGCUGAGAUGGAUUUGAGGGCCUUAAAGCCUUACCAGAUUCUGAUUAAAGAAGUUGGGCUGAGGCAUUGUGUGGACCCUGCUCUCAUUGCAGCCAUCAUCUCCAGAGAAAGCCAUGGUGGAGCAGUCCUGCAAGAUGGCUGGGACCACAGAGGACUUAGAUUUGGCUUGAUGCAGCUUGAUAAAAAAAUUCAUCACCCUGUUGGUACCUGGGACAGCAAAGAACACCUAUUGCAGGCUGUUGGGAUUCUAACAGACAAAAUAAAGGCAAUCCAGAAAAAGUUCCCCACGUGGAGUGUGGCUCAACACCUCAAAGGUGGUCUCUCGGCCUUUAAGUCAGGAAUCGAUGCUAUUGCAACCCCAGUGGACAUAGACAAUGACUUGGUCAAUGAUCUUCUCGCCCGAGCUAAAUUCUAUAAAAGACAUGGCUUCUAG
Molecule: messenger RNA, 639 nt
Organism: Puma concolor (puma)
Lineage: Eukaryota; Metazoa; Chordata; Mammalia; Carnivora; Felidae
Gene: LYG2
Product: lysozyme g2
Biological process (GO): peptidoglycan catabolic process; defense response to Gram-positive bacterium
Cellular component (GO): extracellular region
Molecular function (GO): lysozyme activity
Source: RefSeq, a predicted model, not a curated record